GGAGGGUAGCAACAGCAGCAGUCUCGACCGCCUACUUAGUGCAGCAGCUGCUCAUGAAAACAUGGAUCUGCUGAGCGACCUCAUCGACAACGCCGAAAAGACCCACUCCAGCCUCGGCAAGCGGCCGGCUCCCUCCAAGCCGCAGCCGCAGGGAGAUGAUCUUUUCCAGGCGCUCGCCCACGCCCUCAGCGCCCUGCACCAGCGGCUGUGCCACGAGUCCGCGGAGGUGCGCUCGAGCCUCGAGAUCGAGGUCCGGGUGGGACUCAUCUCACAGCACGAUCGCCUCGAGAGGGCGACUCCGGGCAUCCCGGGGUCGGGAGCCGUGCAGAUGGACUCCGACAUGAUGCGGCAGCGGGGGCUGCGGUUCGUCUCCGGCGUUAGCGCUCCCGCCUUCGACGCCGUCAAGGAGGAGGUCGGUCGGCGGUACGGGGUCGCCGAGCGCGCCAGCAAGGAGGUCGUCUACGUCUACGACUCCGGGCAGAUGCGGGACCAGCGGGUGGUGGCGGAUGGGGUGAACCCGCUCCGCUGCGAGCGGAAGGAGGCGCGGCAGCAGGUGAACUUUCAGCUGGCGGCGGCCCAGUACGACCUCCGGGUGCAGGCGUCCCUGGAGCAGCCGGUGCCGCCGGAGGCGGUGCCCGGGCUGCAGCCCGGCAGCAGCGAGCCUCCACAGGGCUGGUCCGGGAGGAGAACCAAGCGGAGGUUUUCGUUCAAGUCGGACGCGAACACGCCGGAGGACGAGCGGUGGAUCUGGAGGGCGGACCUAACGCUCGUCGAGGAGGUCAGCAACGGCCCGCAGCGCGGCGGCGGCGUGAGAGUGGUAAGAGAGGUGGAGCUCGAGCUGCUGCCCGCUGCGAGGGACCGCUGGCUGUCGCUCUCCCAGCCGCAGGAGGUUAUCGCCAUGACCUCGCACGUGGCCACGCACCUGGUCCACCUGCUGGAGUCGAUCAACCCCCUCGAGCCGCUGUCGGCGAUAGCCAACCCGGUGCCCGAGCAGGACGACGGGAUCAGGAAGGCCGUCGCGGCGGCGUGCGCGCAGCUCAAGAGGCCCACGGGGAAAGGGUCCAGCUUCCCGGGGGCCCAGCCGGUGAAUAUGUGCAAGCGCAACGUCCCGGACGUGCAGCGGGGCUCCUACCUCGUCGCCGAGAAGACGGACGGGGUCAGGUACCUCAUGAUGGCCGUGGGCACGGAACGAGGCGCCACCUGCGUGCUGGUGGACCGGUCGAUGAACGUCUUCCGGGUGACGGGGGGCGGGUUCCUGGCCGGGAUCGUCGGGGUCGGCACGAUCCUCGACGGAGAGCUCGUGCACAACCGGACGAUGAAGAAGGCCAUCUUCGUCGCCUUCGACAUCCUGCGAAAUCGGGAACGGAACCUGGUGCCGUGCGGGUUCCUGGAUCGGCUGUCCGUCCUGCAGAAGGAGAUCAUCCCCGCCUACGUGGACCGGGUCCGCGAGGGAGGCGCCGAGGCCGCUCCGGACGGGCACCUCAUGCUCGUCCCGAAGAGGUUCUUCCCGCGGCAGAAGAUCAUGGACCUGUUCCGACAGGUGCUCGUCGAGGGGCAGCACCGCAUCUUCCGCGACGAGGAGCGGUCGCUGCACCACAAGACGGACGGCAUCAUCUUCCAGCCGGACGCGCCCUACAAGGUAGGCACAGACACGGCCCUGCUCAAGUGGAAGUGGGUCGACCUCGCCUCUGUGGACCUUAGAGUUUACCCGGCGACAGCAGCGGUGGGCGGGGGGGGCGGUGUGCGCCUCUGCUCCGAGGCGGGGAACCACGGCGAGGAGGUGGACCUGUCCAGGACCGUGAACCUCUCUGAGCACGACCAGGCGAGGCUGGUGGCCGACAUGCAGGGCAGCCGGUCCGUGAUCGCCGAGGUGGCGCUAGACCCUGGGUCCGGGCUGUGGGUGUACAUGGGGCUGAGGCCGGACAAGGACCGCCCGAACUUCAUCACGACCGUCAUCUCCACGAUGGUGGAGGUGGCGGAGGGGCUGUCGGAAGAGGAGCUCAAGUACCGCAUGCUGGCGGAAUCGCCAGCAUCCGACGACUGGGCGAGGCAGGAGAUGACGAUGCGAAAGCGCGCGGUGCAGUGGCAGUACAAGAGGAAGUCUACGCCGCCGCAACAGCUUCAGCAGCCGCCACCACCACCACCCCGGUAGCGAGGGGGGGACAAAGUAGCAGGCUAGAAUCGUGGGAAUAGCAGGUCUGGUAGGAUGGAGCUGGAGGCUGGGUUUGAGGAGGGGGUAAGGGUCAUGGCGGCGACGGUGGUAGCGGUAGAAAACAACCGCCGUGUAGAGUUUGGGUGAAAUAUUGUUAUCUUUAGUUUUUUUUGUGUCGAUCUUGUGUUUGAGCGUUCAAAGUUUUUCUGUUGUAUUCUUUAGCUUUUUUGUACGACUGCUGUGGUGUAGGUGUUUGGCGUUCGAUUUUUAGCUUCCUUUGGUUGGGUAGAUACCGCGGCGUGGACUUUUGGUCUGUUUGACGAAAUAUGCGGUUCGACCGACACUCCGAGUAUCGUGGCGUUUUCUAGCCGCGGUAAGACUUGGACGUAAUUCAAGUUACCCUGCCACUGGUCAGGCGCCACUGGUCAGGCGACUGAUGCCGUGCGACAUCUCCUACCGCUUCACGAUGUAUCCUGAAUUGGUGUGUGUUCGCUCGUCAUUUUUGUGCACGAUCUGCUCUGUGUGAAUCAUUGUUCUCAACGCAAAACCUCGCACCCAUGGCUUCUUUGCUCGCGUCCUCCACUCGUUCGAAACAAUAUGCGCCCACUGCACGCUCGUCAAUGGGGUGGUGCUUUACACGUUGAAAGGAAACCCAUGUGUUUGUCAGCACGGAUUCUGUCUCAUGCCUUUUGUUCUGUCUGGAGUUGGUGAGGAUUUUCUUCGAUAUCCCAGUAAUGAAAUUUUUGCCAACCCCUGUCGGCGCUAUUCCCAUGCUCAGUAGAGAUUGGGUCUCAGUCGAUCUAAAGUAUUUUUUUUCUGUGGAAUUUUCAUGAGCAUAGCCCACCCCUUGCCCGACCGGUCUCAAAAGCCGAUCUCAGCCCACACUGCGAACCUCCCAGAACUACCAGCAGUUCUGUGUAGCUGAGACGAUUUCAAGACUUCUCACUGUUGUUUGAGCAGCUAUCGCUUGCUGUGGCGUGAAAACCGGUUUCUGUCGCGUAGAGAGUCGGUUGUGUGUUGUGUGUGCUGUCUAGCGGGACACUACGGCGUGUGUGUGCGUGCUUUUUUGUUCCUGACGGCUGGGGUCCUACGAGUCGAGUGGGGUAAAGCCCAGCCGCGGGCCCCCGUCCCGCUCGCCUACUGCUGCUCUCUUCCGUGACAUUGCUGUCGAGCAGCACGCGUUCGAGAUCGCCCGCCGUAAACAUGUCUGACGAUAUUUCCCAUGCUGAUCAACUAGCAAGUUGGUGAUGCAAUCAUAGCCCCCAAGAAGCGGAGCUCAGGCACGAGAUGAUAUGGCUCACGGCGGAGCACUCUCGUUUGCCUCGAUUGCGAUGAUCGCAGCUUUGGGCCGCCGGCGCACCCGGGUGCGAGCGAGGGCUGCGGCACUGGGGGAGCAUGUCCCUCACGGCGGCUGCGCAUGACGGCAGUUGAAAGGGAAAGGAGACAUUCGCUUGCUUCUUGUGCCCGACGCUGAUCGGUCACGAGGCCCCCUACUUCUCAUGCUCGACCAGAAGGGAGGAGGCAAGCCCUGGACGGAAAGCCCAGUGUCGUCUACCUCCACGGUGAUGGCAGCAGGCGGGUCGGCAAAGAGCAGCCGAAGGGCAAUGACGCAAGAGCUAAGCCGUACAUCCGCGACUUGAACGGAGACGGGACGGGUUAACACGUGUCAUUGGGAAAUGUAGGUACGAUAAUAGAACGGGAUUACUCGUGCACGUGCAGGUCUUCUACGAGGUGGACCGGAUCGCGCGGUAGACGAACACUGCCUAGCACUUCAACAACAUUCCGGGGAGCCCUCCGUAAAAAAUACAGGCGUAGUCUAUGACCAAGCCAAGCAUGGACUACGUCAUCAUUUGGACGCCGCCUCCCGAUUUGUUUUGCGUACGAAUGAGGGCAUGCACCUUCCGUCUUUAAUGCGUGUACGCUUGAAGUCUUUAUACGCUGUUAGGAUGAGUAUAAGCCGUUUUGCUCACGUACAACACAAGGCGAUUGCUUGUUGUAAGGUGUGUUUCGCGAGCGAGCGAUUAAUCCUU
Ectocarpus sp. CCAP 1310/34 is the source of this 4182-nucleotide messenger RNA. The record is from the annotation of a GenBank genome assembly. Lineage: Eukaryota; Phaeophyceae; Ectocarpales; Ectocarpaceae.